Molecule: messenger RNA, 740 nt
Organism: Linum trigynum
Lineage: Eukaryota; Viridiplantae; Streptophyta; Magnoliopsida; Malpighiales; Linaceae
Source: the annotation of a GenBank genome assembly
GAAAAAAACGACCCUUAAAGGACCAAAACAGAGAACACAACGAAGAAGAAAAAGGACCAAAGGCGACGAAAACACUAUCAAUCCCGACGAUACAAUUUCGGUGGCUAAUAACCAACAGCAACCAAAGUAAGAAAUGGCGGGGCCAGACCAAGCCGCAAAGCAGUCGUCGGAGGUGCUGCAGCAGAGGAGCGGGCUGCCGAAGUGUCCCGUGAGGAUGGCCGUCGUCGGGGCGGUCAUCGCCGCCGGGCUCGGCUACACGGUGCUGUUCGCGAACAAGAAGCCCGAGGCGACGGCUCUCGACGUCGCUAAAGUUGCCACCGGCGGCAACCCUCCUUCCGCCACCAAAUAUUAACUAAAUUUACUAGCCGCGUUUUUUGAACCCCAUCCAUUUGCGUUUGUUUGUCUCCUUUCCUUUGUGACAUUUCCACUUCACUAGUAAUCAAUAAAAUUUUUGUGGCUUGAGAUCUUUUUAAUUUGUAUAUUGUGUUUCAUAAUAUUGCGAUUUGGAUAUACAACCGUACUUUAAUAUCGAAUUGUCGAAAGUAAGGAACACGUUUGAUUCAUAUGAUUUUUUAUUGAUUCGACGUGACCAAUCUGACUCAGAUGGAGAGCAAUCUCAAGUUUUGUUACUACACUUCGAUGCUUAAAAUGUUGCGUUAAUCAUCCAGUUCAAAAACGUAUACCCAACAUGAUGAAUAAGGUUUCGUCUAACGAAAAAACUAUAAAAUAAUCAUAAAAAG